Molecule: messenger RNA, 1327 nt
Organism: Nymphalis io (European peacock)
Lineage: Eukaryota; Metazoa; Arthropoda; Insecta; Lepidoptera; Nymphalidae
Product: protein lifeguard 4-like
Exons: 5
Coding region: 143-883 (246 amino acids)
Biological process (GO): negative regulation of apoptotic process
Cellular component (GO): membrane
Source: RefSeq, a predicted model, not a curated record
CAGUUUUGACAUUCUAAAACAAUUGUUUACGUCACUUUCACUACUUAUCAGAGUUUCGUGUGAAGUGAACGAUCUAAAUAUUUUCUUUACGCCAGGAAAGUUAAUAUCGUAGUUGCAUUAGUAAGGAGUUAUUGUGAUCAAAAUGGCUAGCAUACCCCUAAUGUAUGCUCAAGAGGACUGUGAGUUGGGCGGAAAAGACAACAUAGAGGAUGACUUUGCAUACCGUAACAACGUGAUGAACGCUGAUAAGGAUAUUCGGUUGGGAUUUGUGCGCAAGGUGUACGGUCUACUCACAAUACAAUUGUUGGCGACCGUGGCAAUUGCUGCAGUAUUUCUACUUGUGAAACCUGUUCAAAUUUUCAUACAUCAAAACGAAUGGAUGGUGUUUAUUGCAUUUAUUCUGAGCAUGGUUACAUUGUUCGCUCUAAUCGCCAAAAGGAGAGAUUAUCCUGUCAACUUAUAUCUACUGGCAGCUUUCACCGCAGUACAAGCAUACACAAUUGGUGUGGUGGUCUCCUACUACAAUACAUUUGUGGUCCUUCAAGCCUUAGGCCUCACUUUCGCCGUAGUGUUCGCUCUAACCCUGUACACGCUCAACACUAAACGAGACUUCUCUUUUAUUGGAUAUGGACUGGUGGCUGGUCUUAGCGUUUUGAUCAUUGGAGGCUUCAUUCAAAUAUUCUUACAAAGCUCAGCAUUUGAAAUCGCCUUAUCCUUCACCGGAGCCAUAUUCUUCAGUCUAUUCUUAAUCUUCGACACACAACAGAUGAUGACCACUCUGUCCCCAGAGGAAUAUAUUUUGGCUACCAUCAACCUGUAUAUGGAUAUAUUGAACUUGUUCCUGUACAUUCUGCGAAUCCUGAACGAAAUUAACAGGAAUUAGUAACAUUCAUCUUUAGAAGUGUUGCCAGCACUAAAAAUUUCAGUUCGGUGCCUUAUUUCUUUAUUAGAUUCUUUUGCUUUUACACAACAUAAUAUAACAUAUAUACAAGACACAGGUAUAUAACGGAUUUAUUUUUAAAUUAUAUUUUUCCUUUUUCGAAAACAUUCCCGAUUUUUUAUAUAAUUCAAGUAAAUAAAUGUAUAGGUACUUAAUCUUUUUUUUACAAGAUUUUAACUUUAUUUUUUUGCACUUGACGUGUGUGUAACCUUGAUUCACAGUAUUAUUUACGUGUCCUCUUAUUCUAUUUUUAAACUAACCAAAAAGUAUAUCUGUGAAAAUAAAUAUAACAAUAUCAAAGGGUUCUUUUAUAUGACAUAUUAAAAUGUUUAUUUGAAACAAACUUGACUGUAAAUAAUGUGUAAUAAAUUUUAUUUAAUUGUUUCA